Melanotaenia boesemani (Boeseman's rainbowfish) is the source of this 3196-nucleotide messenger RNA. It is a transcript of the gene plod3, whose product is annotated as procollagen-lysine, 2-oxoglutarate 5-dioxygenase 3. Gene Ontology annotation, molecular function: iron ion binding; L-ascorbic acid binding; procollagen-lysine 5-dioxygenase activity. Gene Ontology annotation, cellular component: endoplasmic reticulum. The transcript has 19 exons. The coding region runs from base 200 to 2398 and encodes 732 amino acids. Gene Ontology annotation, biological process: peptidyl-lysine hydroxylation. NCBI's taxonomy places the organism in Eukaryota, Metazoa, Chordata, Actinopteri, Atheriniformes, Melanotaeniidae. The record is from RefSeq and is a predicted model, not a curated record.
ACUUCUGAUUGGCUACGCCCGUUUUCUUCGUUAUGCAGUCUGCGUGGUAUUGACAUCGGGAUGUUAGAUCCCGGGUUACGGAGUAUCGUGAGAUUUGGGGAGAAGCUGAUGGACUGUUGGAGUCAGCGCGGCAGCAGGGGAUAAAGUAACGGCGUCCCGGCAGAACCAGGCUGUUUUAAACGCUGAAAAAGAAGAAAACAUGUCCUUCUGUCGUCUUCUCUGUCUCGCGGCUUUUGCCUGCAUCCUGAGCUCCGCGUCGGCCGAACAGCGGAGGCUCUCUCCAGACAAUCUGCUGGUGGUCACCGCGGCAACAGAGGAGACAGACGGCUUCCACCGUUUUAUGAGGACGGCCAGAGAGUUCAACUACACUGUCAAGGUCCUGGGUCUGGGUGAGGACUGGAAGGGGGGUGACGUGGCUCGGACGGUGGGUGGAGGCCAGAAGGUGAGGUGGUUGAAGAAGGAGCUGCUCAAACACUCGGACAACAAGGACCUGGUCAUCAUGUUCGUGGACAGCUACGACGUGAUCUUCGCCUCGGGUCCUGAGGAGCUGCUCUUCAAGUUUUUCCGUACAGGUCACAGUGUGGUCUUCUCGGCCGAGGGCUUCUGCUGGCCCGACCAGCGGCUGGCCUCCAAAUACCCCGUGGUGCAUUCUGGGAAACGCUACCUGAACUCCGGAGGGUUCAUCGGCUUCGCUUCGGACCUCAGUGCCAUCGUCCAGCAGUGGAAGUACAAGGACAACGACGACGACCAGCUGUUCUACACCAAAAUCUACCUGGACAAGACUCAGAGGACCAAGUUCAACAUGACCCUGGACCAUGGCUCCCUGAUCUUCCAAAACCUGAACGGAGCCAUCGACGAGGUCGUCCUGAAGUUUGAGAAGGCGAAGGUCAGAGUGAGGAACGUCGCCUACGACACACUUCCUGUCAUCAUCCACGGCAACGGACCUACCAAGCUGCAGCUCAACUACCUCGGAAACUACGUCCCCACGGCGUGGACGUACGAGAACGGCUGCGGGACCUGCGACGACGACCUGCUCUUCUUCAACAACGUCCAGGACGAGGACAUGCCGCUGGUGUACGUCGCCGUUUUCAUCGAACAUGCGACUCCCUUCAUGGAGGAGUUCCUGGACCGACUGACGACGCUGAACUACCCCAUGGCCAGGAUCCGCCUCUUCAUCCACAACAACGUGGUGUACCAUGAGCGUCACAUCCAGCGGUUCUGGGUGCGUCACAAGUCUCUGUUCCCCAACACCGUGCUGGUCGGACCUGAGGAGAACCUGCAGGAGGACAAGGCCAGGACCAUGGCAGUCGAGGCCUGUAAGAAGGAUCCGGACUGCGACUACUACUUCAGCAUCGACUCCGACGUGGCCCUGACCAACCCCGACACUUUGAGGAUACUGAUAGAGGAAAACAAGUCAGUCAUAGCUCCCAUGCUGUCCAAACACGGGAAGCUGUGGAGCAACUUCUGGGGCGCUCUGAGUCCUGAAGGAUACUACUCCAGAUCUGAGGAUUACAUCGAGAUCGUGCAGGGAAAGAGGGUUGGUCUGUGGAACGUGCCGUACCUCACUCAGGUGUACCUGAUCAAAGGCAGCCUACUGCGGUCCAAGCUGUCCCAGGUGAGCCUGUACGUGGGCGGAGGGAUGGACCCGGACAUGGUGUUCUGCAGGAGCAUCCGAGACCAGGGCGUGUUCAUGUUCGUGUCGAACCGUGAUGAGUUUGGGCGCCUGGUGGCGUCGUCCAGCUUCAACACGUCCAGACUGCAUCCAGACAUGUGGCAGAUCUUCGACAACCCUGUGGACUGGAAGGAGAAGUACGUCCACAAGAACUAUUCCAGGAUCUUCGAGGAAGACCAGAUUGUGGAGCAGCCCUGUCCAGACGUCUACUGGUUCCCAGCUUUCUCUGACAAGAUGUGUGAUCACCUGGUGGAGACCAUGGAGGACCAUGGGCAGUGGUCUGGAGGAUCCCACAAGGACGAGCGUCUCACUGGUGGUUAUGAGAAUGUCCCAACGGUGGACAUCCACAUGAACCAGAUUGGCUUCGAGAAGGAGUGGCUUAAAUUCCUGAGAGAGUACAUCGUCCCCGUCACAGAGAAGCUCUACCCCGGAUACUACCCCAAGGCUCAGGCCAUCAUGAACUUUGUGGUGCGCUACCGUCCUGACGAGCAGCCGGCUCUGCGGCCGCACCAUGACUCCUCCACCUUCACCAUCAACAUCGCCCUGAACAGGAAGGGCAUCGACUACGAGGGUGGAGGCUGCAGGUUCCUGCGCUACGACUGUAAGGUGGAGUCCCCCAGGAAGGGCUGGUCCUUCAUGCACCCCGGCCGCCUGACGCACUACCAUGAGGGUCUGCCCACCACCAGAGGGACCAGAUACAUCAUGGUGUCCUUCGUCGAUCCAUAGACGCUUCAAACGCCUGCAUGUGUGUGUGUGGUCACAGACAGGACCUGAUGACCUUGAAUGCAUCAUCUUUUAACGGGUUUCAUAGCAGUAUGUUGUGUGAGAGGGGACCCUGAACGCAUCAUCUUUGAAACUUCAGAGGAGCGUCAAAAAAACACGUCAGAUUUUCGUGCUUUUGAACGCAUCGUGUCCUCUUUUCAUUUGUCACCGAGCUGCCUUAACACUCCCUGAAUCUAUGCAAGGAAAACACACUCCAUGUUCAUGUGUGUAUUUUCGUUUCCGGUUGCCAUGGUAACCUCACGGUGGACCACUCUGGUUUAAUUUUUGAGCAAAUUUCCGCACACAUAAGAUACAUCAGCCACCUCACAAACACUGGCCCUCCUUUGAGGUUUGGGGUUACCAUGGCAACCUGCUUCUCCACCGAUCAGAGGGCUCGUCUGUGAGUGUGUGAGGAUGUGUGUGUGUGGGGCGGUGAAUGUGAAAUGAUGGUUUUCAGUGUGUAAACUUGACUUUUCAUAGGAAUAAACUACUUUUAGAUCUCCUAAACAGUCCCAGGGAAACACUAAAGGCCUUCUUAUAUUUUAUUCUUCUUGGUUUAGUUUUUUUUUAUUCACUUCUUCUAUGUUUUCCUCUCAUCGCUGACGGCCGAGCGUGAACGUUGUCUCCUGCAGGCUUUGAAAAUAUUGUGACUGAGUUGGCGGAGCAACGUUUCCACCUGGCGGCUGCAGUUUUCUGUUCAUACGAAGACUCUGUAUAAAUGGCAUUAAAUUAUUUGUUAGACUAAAUAAAGUUUUAAUAAAA